Messenger RNA from Sander lucioperca (pikeperch), 2499 nucleotides. Its product is annotated as DNA polymerase III PolC-type-like. Gene Ontology annotation, molecular function: nucleic acid binding; 3'-5'-DNA exonuclease activity. Gene Ontology annotation, cellular component: cytoplasm. The record is from RefSeq and is a predicted model, not a curated record. NCBI's taxonomy places the organism in Eukaryota, Metazoa, Chordata, Actinopteri, Perciformes, Percidae. The transcript is spliced from 3 exons. Bases 179 to 814 code for a protein of 211 amino acids. Gene Ontology annotation, biological process: DNA catabolic process.
UCCUGCUGCUGCUACCUCUUCAUCUCUUUCACUUUACAGACGAACGCGCACCGUUUGCGUUUAAAUAAACGUUUUGCUACGUUUGAGUCAGUAGGCUACACGAAGACAACCGAGAUUGUUACAGCUGACUUCACAUUAAAUCCUUCACACAACUCAGUUGAAACAUCAACAGUCAAAGAUGGCUUAUGGUGCAACCAUUGUUUUCUUUGACCUGCAGACCACUGGAUUAGACACUCCAUGGUGUCACAUCACCCAGUUGUCGGCCAUCUGUAAAGACAACAUAUUUAACGUCUACACCCGUCCCAGCCGGCUCAUCCAUCCAGAAGCCAUUCGCAGGACGGGCUUCACCGUCAAUAAUGGCCGCCUGUAUCUGCGCAGAAGACGUGUUAGGACCAAACCUAUUAUUUAUGCUCUCACCUUCUUCAUCGACUAUCUUAGCAAAUUCCCCGGCCCCGUGCUGCUGGCUGCCCACAAUGCAAAGAAGUUUGAUGCACCCGUGCUCAGCAGAUUGCUGCAAAAGUUCUCCCUCUGGCAGAGGUUCCAGCAGGUGGUGUCUGGGUUUGUGGAUACCUUUAUGCUAAGCAGGAAGCUCUAUCCUUGUCAUCUAAAUCCGGGCAUGAAGCAUUCUCUGAAGUCUCUGGUCUACGAGUUCCUGGGAGAAUCCUUCGAUGCCUAUAAUGCAUUGAAGAAUGCCAUGAUGCUGCAGAAGCUGUUCAACUUUUGGCGUCCCUCCAGCUUUUAUGUUGAGGAAGUUACCUUCUUCACUGAAGAUUUUUUUUUAAAAAGCUACAAAAAAAACCAAUAUCCCAUUUAAAUAUUAAUCCCAUCAUGUAAUCCCGGUUGGUUGGACAGACUGAUAUUUUGAACAUUGAGAAGAAAAUGACGGGUAGAUUCAAUUUCUUGUUUGAAAUGAUGUCUUUUCUAUUUCCAACACGUAGAGUAUCUUCACACAUUUGUGUUCCUUUUCAGCAUAACAUGUAUGGUUUACAAUAAAGGUGACCUGUUAGGUUACAUUUACUGUUUCUCACCCAAACACAGGUGUAUCCUAAAAGAAAGAUGUGAAUUUCCUUCCUCAACAUUUUCAAAGAUGAUUUUUGAUAUAUAUUUUUAAAUCCAGUAUUUUUAACAUCCACAACUCACUAGCUUGCAGUCUUUUUUUAAUUGACUUUUCUGGCAAAUGGUAUGCAUUACCUUGCUGCUACCAACAGGAAUGUGUGUCCAUUGCCACAUGCCACAGGGUACCUUUUUAAUGCAGAAUAUUGUUGGUUCAGGCAGAGCACUGAAGUUACACUUUAUUUGGCUUGAUUAGCAGCAGCUGCCUCAUUUGUGUAUUGCAAUGCUGUUUGGUUCCAGUGGACUAGUAACAUCCAGUCAUAUUUAUGUAGGUGUACAGCCAUUUAUUUAUGCAGGUGUACAGCCAUUUAAAAUACACAAGAGUAUGUGGACAGGGCUAUGUACAUACAUUUGGUCAUGUAAAGGUAGAUAUGCUUCAUUCCAUUUACCUCAGAAGUUGGAGGUCAGAACUGGAAAUGAGGUCACACCAGGUUGACUGUUCCAGUAACAAGUUGUUAAAAUAUAUUUCAUGGGGUAGGGGGACUUUGCCAGGUUAGCCAUUGUUAACAAUACCUGUACCAAUAUCAUGUUGGAUUGAGAUGUUGUGGUUCGCAAGUGGGUAAUUUGUCUUCAGGGUGCGAGUUGACAUUUCGGAAUUUUCAGUUCAACUGGAACGCACCAAGGGAUGGAUCGAUGUGGGGUUUUCCAGUUUUCCAGUUGAACUGGGAAGUGGAAAUUUCUAAGUUCCCAGUCGGAAAUGUCAACACCCCCUGAAGUCGGAUUGCCCACUCGGAAAGUCGAGAGGACUUCACCAACCCGGACAUCCCAAUCAAACAUGGCUGCAUCAAAAGCUGUAUGAAUGUAUUGUUUAUUAGCAAUUCUGUCUCAUUUGUGUCUCAUUUAGUCAGCGGUACGCAAAGUAAUGUCCAUCUUCUAUCUGUAGACAUAUUGCUAUUGGUGUUUGUACGUGCAAAAUACAACUAAAUUAGUUGUUAUCAACUGGUAUUGCUAACAAGAGCUGGUCUGGCUAGAGUCCCCUCUUGUUUUUCCGACUUGUACUGGAACUCAGGUGUUACGUUGUUGCCACUUUCGACUUCUGAGGUAAACGGAAUGCAGCGAUCGAUAGAUAGAUAGAUAGAUAGAUAGAUAGAUAGAUAGAUAGAUAGAUAGAUAGAUAGAUGGAUGCACAGAUGUAAAUGAUAAAACUAAUGAUGGCUAAUUUAUCUUUAUGCUUCAGUUAUAAGGUGUUGGCCAUCAACAUUUUACUAGUGUCACCUGUGCUUUUCCUACUAUGACAAGUCAAAAUGUCUAACAACUGGUUUGUCAGUGUCAGGUAUGGACAAUCGUGUCAAUUGCCAUCAGCAGAAACAGCUGGGUGUAAAUGCAUCAUUCAAUAUAGUAAAUUUGAAACUCAUACUGCAGACAAUUAUAUGAUGUUGCUAUCUA